Molecule: messenger RNA, 345 nt
Organism: Prorocentrum cordatum
Lineage: Eukaryota; Dinophyceae; Prorocentrales; Prorocentraceae
Source: the annotation of a GenBank genome assembly
GGUCGCCUUCAGCGAGUUCUUAGACAGCGUCCACGUGCUGGGGUACGACGACGAGACGGAGGUCAAGGAGCUCUUCUCGCUGCUGCAGGUGCGGGUGGGCAGCCGCUACCUCACCCUGGACGACAUCAUCUUCCUGCAGAGGUGGGACGACACGAAGCGGGCCCAGAUUUGGAAGAAGAGGGUGGGCACCCAGUGGAUCAACCGCGACCCGGACAUGAUCAGGGGGCCGAACCCCGCCGUGUCUGGCCUGCUCCCGGGCCUGGUGGGGCAGAGCGACGAGGAUCUGUCGGCGCCCGCAAGAUCUGGGUACUCCGACAUGGUUGCCCUGGACCUGGAGAAGCAAGC